Messenger RNA from Neltuma alba, 996 nucleotides. RefSeq names its product sphingoid long-chain bases kinase 2, mitochondrial-like. NCBI's taxonomy places the organism in Eukaryota, Viridiplantae, Streptophyta, Magnoliopsida, Fabales, Fabaceae. Gene Ontology annotation, molecular function: kinase activity. The record is from RefSeq and is a predicted model, not a curated record.
CGGAUGAUAUAACUAUGUUUGCCUUUGUACAGCUCAUUCCCCUGGGUACUGGCUCUGAUUUUGCACGAACAUUUGGGUGGAAAAAUGAUCCUUACGAGGCCAUUGAACGCAUUUCUAAAGGGGUGAGAUCAAGGAUAGAUGUUGGUGUCAUUACUGGAGAAAACGAGAAAGACCACUACUUCAUUAAUGUUGCUGAUAUUCAUUUGAGUGCCAAGGCAGGUUUUUAUGCUUCUAGGUACAAGAGAUUUGGUAAACUAUGCUAUGUCAUUGGCGCUUUGCAAGCCUUUAUGGGGCAUCAUAACCAGGAUUUCAGAAUCAAAAUGAAUGAAGGUGACUGGGAGACAUGUCCUCUAGUUACAGCUCUUUGCAUUGGAAAUGCAAAAUACUUCGGGGGUGGGAUGAAAAUUACACCAAAUGCUGAUCCACAUAGUGGAAAUCUUGAGGUUGUUAUUCUUCAAAACUUUAAGUGGUAUGAUUUCAUCCUCAAAUUACAUAAGCUGUACAAUGGUACACAUUUGUCUGUGAGAAAUGUAUCUUCGAGAAGGGUACACUCUAUUGAGGUAGAGGACAUUUCUGGGAAGGGUGGGGUUUACAUUCAAUCUGAUGGGGAGCACCUGGGGUUCCUUCCAAGAAAAAUUCGUGUUCUUCCAGCUGCUAUUGAGAUGAUAUGCUGAAUCAAAGAAAAAAGGAGAACUGCAGAAUGUCACUGUAAUGUGCAGAAUUUCCUGAAAAAGAGAAUGAAGGGGAAGGAGGUGAUGAGUUCUCCCCUGCCGUCAAGGCUCUGUUGGCUGCAAUGUGGCAACUGGCAACAGUUUCCAGAAAUAUAAUAGGCAACUUUGGGAGGGGGAAGAUAACUCUCAGAACAUGAAAAUAUUUUCAUGAUGAGAUGGAGCUAUUUUGAUUUGCCAGUCAAAUACGCUUGUAGACUUGUAGUCCCUGAAGCUCGCUAUUUACAAUAUUUUAGGAGGGGAAUACGUUUUUGCAAAUGGCACAUGU